AGAUCGCGGCAGUCAGUCAGUCUCCGGUCCCGUGUAUCACCGUCGUGGUCCGCGCGCGCAACGAGGAACGAACAGAGAACGACCGUUCGCUGCAGCAGUGCAUGUGCGUGCGUGCGUACAACAGUGUGUUCCGAGCGUGUGCAUCGCGAUUUAUACCGCCGCCGCAGUGUUCGUAAUAUUAUUACGUGCGAUUAUAUAUUAUAAUAUAUUCAUAAUACUCAUAGUCGUAACUACCGCGGCCACCCCGUACGCGGGGGAAUGUACGCCUGGCGUCCGGCCAACUGCGCGUAAAAAUACGUAAAAUUUAUAAAAGACGAGUACGACAACGUUACAUAUUAUUAUUAUCGGUUAAAUGGCCUGCGCUUUUCGGGUGUAUCGCUGAAUUCGCGAGUACUUACCCGUAUAAUAUUUCGUAUAAUAAUUCGUCGUGUCCGACAGAUUGAGACAUUAUCGUGUUCACUUAUAAAAAUCACAUCGCGAUGGCGUGCCGCAAAAACGUCCGCGUAGCCUUCGCCGUCGUCGUCGCGUGUUUCGCGAUCGUUUCGCGGGCUACGGUCUCCGACGCGUCCGAUCAACCGGACCCGGCCGACCCGUGCUAUGACGGCGACCGGGCCCGCCGGUGCGUGCCCGACUUCGUCAACGCCGCUUACGGCGGUCACGUGGAGGCGACCAGCACGUGCGGCGUCAACGGUCCCGAGCGGUACUGCGAGCUGGGACCCACGUCCCAGGGCGUGUGUCACACGUGCGACGAUUCGCAGCCCAAGCGCCGUCACCCGGCCGCCCAUCUGACCGACCCGAACAACCCGUACAACGCCACGUGCUGGCGGUCCGAGACUCUGUCCGCGCAACCGGUGGACCCGGCGUCCGCCCUACCGCCGCCCGACAACGUGACGCUCACGCUGUCCCUGGGCAAAAAGUACGAGCUCACGUACAUCAACCUGCAGUUCUGUCCCAAGGCCGCCAAACCGGACUCGAUAGCCGUGUACAAGAGCAUGGACUACGGCAAGACGUGGCAACCGUUCCAGUUCUACUCGGGACAGUGCCGCAAGGUGUACGGCCGUCCCAACCGGGCCGUCAUCACCAAGGCCAACGAACAGGAAGCCCUGUGCACCGACUCGCACCGGUUCAACGGGGCCGGGUCGUCGGCGUCCCGGGUCGCGUUCAGCACGCUCGAGGGCCGGCCCAGCGCCAUCGACUUCGACAACAGCCCCGUGCUCCAAGACUGGGUGACGGCCACCGACGUGAAAAUCAUAUUCAACCGGUUGCACUUCCCGUCCGCGCCUCCGGAAUCGUCGGCCGGAAGCAGCAGCACUACCACCACCACCACUAGCACUACCACCAGCACGACCGGCAGCAUCUUGGGCGACGGUAUGGACCCGAAAUCGGAUUCGGACGAACCGCUGAAAGGCAACAAGACGGGCGCCGAUUUGCUCAUGUUGAACCCGGACCAGGAGUUGCAGGGACACGAACCCGAGAAGACCACGGUGGUCGUGCCGGUGACGACCGCGUCGCCGUCCGCCGGCCGCACGUACCACUAUGCGGUGUCCGACUUGUCCGUGGGCGGCCGGUGCAAGUGCAACGGACACGCGUCCAAGUGCAUACCGUCAGGUCCCGGGGGCACGCUGGUAUGCGACUGCAAGCACAACACCGCCGGACGAGAUUGCGAAAGGUGCAAGCCGUUCCAUUUCGACAGGCCCUGGGCCAGGGCCACUGUUCGCGAUCCCAACGAAUGCAAACCUUGUAACUGCAACGAACAUGCAAAACGAUGUCGGUUCGACGUGGAACUGUACAAACUGUCGGGUCGGGUAAGCGGUGGCGUGUGCCUCAAGUGUAGACACUUCACGGCCGGCAGAUACUGUCAUUACUGCAAGGAGGGAUACUACAGAGAUCCUACUAAACCCAUGACACAUCGAAAGGCUUGUAAAGCAUGUAACUGUCAUCCAGUUGGUGCAUCCGGUAAAACAUGCAACCACACUACUGGCCAAUGUCCAUGCAAAGACGGUGUGACUGGAAUAACAUGCGACAGAUGCGCUAAAGGAUACCAACAAAGUAGAUCGCAGAUCGCACCAUGCAUAAAAUUGCCGUCUAAGAUUUUCGUGAAUCAGAUGUCGUCGGACGCUCGGGCAGCUGGAAAUGAAGGAGGUGACGAAGGAGAUUAUGAUGAAGAUGACGAGGAUAACCGCCACGAUCAAUGCGGCAAGUGUCGAUCCGGAACCAAGAGACUGAAUUUGAACAAGUACUGCCAUAGAGAUUACGCGAUAUUGGGCAAAAUUUCGGAGCCGAUAGUGACCAAAAACUGGGCCAAGUUCACGAUGAACGUACAGUCGGUGUACAAACGCAACUCGGGGUCGAGACUUCGCAGGGGACCGACCACGAUGUGGAUGCAUGAAAGCGACCUGAAGUGCAAGUGUCCCAAGAUCAAACCCGGAAGGCUUUACCUGAUUCUCGGCCGGGAGAGCGACGGCGAACGACGCGACGGACUGGUAUUCACGCAGAGAUCGAUAGUGAUCGAGUGGCGAGACGAUUGGCACAACCGCAUGCGGCGGUUCCAGAAACGAGCCCAACACUGCGACUAAACAAAAAAAAAAAGGAACAAAAACGUCACAAAAAAUUACAAUAUAUACCCUCAGAGUGAAAUCACUUUUAAGAUACAUGUAUAUAUUAUUAUAUGUAUACAUCACAUACCAGAACCACCAUCAUCCUCCCACCACACAACCGCUACUACCACCGGCCACUGAGCCAACUUUUUUCGUUCCCUCCAGGCUUCCAUAAUAAUAAUAAUAUAUAUACAUACGAUACGAGUCUCCCCUUAUUAUAUGAUUCUUUUCGUCCUUAUUUUAUAAAUAUUAGGUAGGUAGGUAGGUAGGUAUACGUAGGUAGUAGGAUACUCUUCAUCCGUAUAAUAUAUUAUUACUACUAUAUUAUUAUAAUAUAUACACAACCGUUUAUUUAUUAUUUCUAUAUUAUGUAGACGUUAAUCGUUUUAAUUCGUCGACGUGUGGUGUAAUGUCAUGUGUGUGCGUGUAUAUUGUUUGAGUAUUAUAGAAAGUACGCACGGCGUAACCGGUAGACACAAUAAUAUAUAAUAUAUUACACUGUAUGGCCACUUAUCUAUCCUCCGUUCACGACAUUAUGUUAAACGUUAAAUUUAUUCACAAUAUUACCGAUACUAAUAUCAUGAUGUACCUAUACUCGUAUUUUAUAAUAAUUCUUUAAGUCAUUAGGUUAGCGUCGAGUACGUUUUUCGUUUAUUCGUAUAUAUUAUCAAUACAAUAUAAUAAUAUUGAACAUUUUUAUUAUAUACUUACCCAUAUAUAUAUAUCAUGAAUGUUUAAAAAAUAUAUAAAUAAUAAUAAGAAGUAAUCUAAGCGCGUUCGCAUUUAUACAUUUAUACAAGCAUAUUAUAUAGCAAUAAUAAACAAUAAUUCCAUUACAUUAUUAUUAUUAUUAUCAUUAUCAUUAUUACUAUAUACGAUAGUAUUUUAUAAACUAUUUAAUAAUAUUAAUUACCUAUAUUAUCUACAACCAAGUGCGUUCUAGAACGAAUAAACUAUCCUUCUUCCCUUUGUAUACGAUAAAUGUAGGCACGCUGCUAUGGUAUAAUAUCACAUAACUAUAUAAGUAACCAUCACAUUGGAUUAGGAUGAGCGUCAAAUCGUUCACUGCAGCGGCGUCACUUAUUUUGGUCGGCACCAGCCCAUUAAUAUUUAUCAUAUUGCAUAUAAUUCACUGAUAAAUACCUAAAUCAAAAAAUCUUUAGUCAUCUCAUUAGAGUUUUUGGUGUUCAAAUUUAUACAUAGUAUAUAAAAUAUAUAUACAAUACGUGUAUGCCAUAAUAUUAUUGUCAUAAUAUAUUUAUACUACAUUAUAUUCAGUCC
Molecule: messenger RNA, 3878 nt
Organism: Aphis gossypii (cotton aphid)
Lineage: Eukaryota; Metazoa; Arthropoda; Insecta; Hemiptera; Aphididae
Product: netrin-B-like
Exons: 7
Coding region: 480-2576 (698 amino acids)
Molecular function (GO): protein binding
Source: RefSeq, a predicted model, not a curated record